Molecule: messenger RNA, 1074 nt
Organism: Stylonychia lemnae
Lineage: Eukaryota; Ciliophora; Spirotrichea; Sporadotrichida; Oxytrichidae
Source: the annotation of a GenBank genome assembly
AUGUUUCACCUGCUUAAUCAUCCGGACACAAAGUAAAAGGUUAUUGAAAAGAGAGAGAAAAAACAGAGGAAAAUUGAGAUGAAAGGGAGAGAGGCUCAAUAAAAUUAAGAUAAUGUAAGCUUUAAGAUAUGUUUAUUGAUGUAGUCAGAGUAAAUUAUGGCUGAGGAAGAUAGUUUAAAUCAGAUGCAACAAAUUUCUAAUUAAGCACCUUCGCAAAACAUAAAUAUGCUUGAUCAAACAUUCGGAAAUUAAAUGGGUUUUGGUAGUAAACAAAAUAUAAGGAAUGACCCACAACCUGCUCUCGGAGGCAACUUGAAUUAAGUUCUUCUAAAUUAAUCAAUUGGAUAGAGUAACAUUUUACAGCCUAACUAAAAUCCUAAUAUGAGUAUUAUCUGUGAUAACAUUGAUGAAAUUAAGCAAAAAAUGAAAGAAAUUCAAGAUUAUAACUUAGAAUACUUCAAAAGAUAGAGAACUUGCAGACAAAAUUUAGAACAAAAGCUGGGGGAAAGUUUGAAAAAGUAUCUAGAAGAGAGUCAAAACUAGAAUCUUUACAACGAUCUGAUAGGACUUGGAAGAAGAAAGUGGAGAGCUUAUGAUUCUUUUUACAACAACUAAAGUAACAGAAGAAUGGAUGAUUCUAGGAUUAGCUAACAAAAUCAAGAUGACCAGCCCAUGGAGUACUAGUAUCAAGUACCCUAAAUAGAUCAAAGCAGUGUUAUAGUUGAGUAAAGAGGUAGAGGCUAAGGAAUUAAAUUUAAUGAAAGCAUUAAUAGAGAGGGCGCAGAGUAACAGUAAAAUAGAGGCAGCCAGAGAAAUGAAGAUUCAAAGGCAGACUGGAGUAAUCUCAAUUUCUCACUAGAUUAGAGAGAGAAUCAAAAUGAAUCUGGCUAUAAAAAACCUAACAGAGGAGACUAUCGAGGAGGUAGAGGUGGUAGAGGUCAGCUUAGAGGAGGGAAUAGCAAUAAUAACUAUGAAAGACAAGAGGAAACUAGAGAAUAUAGAGGAGACAAUAGAGGUCGUGCCAGAGGGAAUCAGAGAGGAGGAUAUAGAGGUGGCGAUAGAAAUGGUAGAUGA